AAAAGAUUCUACUUUUUUUUUUUCUUGCCAAAGCCGGUGUCUAAAAAAUUCAAACCCAGAGGGCAGAGUUCAAAUUCCACAAACUUGAUAGAGAUGGCGGGAUGCGAUUCGCAGAAGCAAUUGCUGAGCCUAAUUCGCGACUAUGCUUCCGAAAAAUCUCAAGGAGAGAGGAGAAUUUCGAAUCUGAAGAUCCGAAUAGGAGAGCUUCUAUCUGAGAUUGAAGCUGCGCAUGCGAGCCUUGAAGAAGCUAAGCAUGUCAAGGAAUCAAUCGAGCAAGAGCUUAAAGGAUACGAAGUUGAAUUAGCCAUGAAUGAAGCUUCAAUUCAAACUCUAGAGGCGAGGAUUGCUUCUACUCAAGAGGAGAUAUCAGCUGUUGGUUCUAAUGUACACGCUCUUAAGAAUGAAGAAGUAGCAAUAAGAGAGGAUUUCAUAAAGAGGAUGCUUGAACUCAAUGCAGAAAUAAGGAGAUUCUAUGACUCAAUAGGCUCAACUUUCAGCAAUGAGAACUGCAGCGAGAUAAAUUUAUACUCUGGUGUAGAUAAUUCCAAUGAACUAAACAUGAGAGAUCUUGAAAAUAAGGUUGCUCAUGUCAAUAGUCAGAUCACUGCGGAGAAAGAAGAAUAUCAAACAAUGCAGAAUGUGCAUAAGCAGGUACAAGAGGAACUAACUGUUGUGGAAAGGAGAGUUAAGGUGAUGGAGGCAAUAAUGAAAGAAAGCAUAGAGCGGCAGGAGCUGAAUGAGCAGACAGCAGUGUUGGAGAAUCACUGUGCAUCCCUAGGUGAUGAGCUGCAAAGGAAAUUGGCGUGUCCCAAAUGUCAUCAAGACAAUUCAGACCAAUUGGGCGGCAUUCUUGGGCAGAGCCAUGAUGCAAUCUAACUUCAUGUAAUAAUUUGAAACCAUUAAAAAGGUCAAUUGUACUAUUGAGACUUCAACAAUGCCCUAUGAUGGUUCUUAACACUGGCAUAUAAAAUAUAUGGCACCUAUUGGUAUUGUUCAAUAUAUUGAUGAAGUAAAAAUAUUUCUUUCAUGUGAGGGUUUGUAAUAGACAUUA
Molecule: messenger RNA, 1051 nt
Organism: Cuscuta europaea
Lineage: Eukaryota; Viridiplantae; Streptophyta; Magnoliopsida; Solanales; Convolvulaceae
Source: the annotation of a GenBank genome assembly